Molecule: messenger RNA, 740 nt
Organism: Bursaphelenchus okinawaensis
Lineage: Eukaryota; Metazoa; Nematoda; Chromadorea; Rhabditida; Aphelenchoididae
Source: the annotation of a GenBank genome assembly
AUGGAUCUGGAAACAACGUACUAUAUAGUAGGGGUCGGUAUAUCGACCAUCAACAUUUUACUAUGCGUGACAGUUAUCUUUGUGUCAUUUUACAUCAACUCAAAGAGUAAUGAAGAGUAUGCCAAAGUGAUCGCAGUGAAUACCAUCAUUGACUUUACGUACUCUGUUGUCAAUGCGCUUACUGUGUCAGUAAGUUUGUAUUGUUUUUUUACUAUAUAUUCGUUUACUUCUUUUAUACCGUAUAUUUUACUUUAGAAAUUUACUAUAAUUUAGUUCCUUCUUAUAACACACUUUGAAUUUAAAAUUUUUUUUAAUUUUAAAAUCUUUUUCUCUAUACUUUACUGUAUCUUCAGAGCUCAUUCACAUCCUCCAACUACAUCUACAAGUUCAUCAAUGGCCCUAUAUUCGUUGACUGUUCAGAAAGCACAGCCAACAACGUUCUUCGUGUUCACAUCUUCUUCACCAGCCUUCUAGGUGUCUGUAAGGCGGUACACUUCUCCUACAAAGCUGACACACUGUGCCAUAGCAAAACAUGGUCAGUCAGAAAAUACUGUUGUGUAUACGCAUUCUUUUCCUUAUUUUGUGCAGCCGAGGUAGUCUUAUCAAUUUUCAACAUAUCAGAACAUAAUGCUGUUACAGAAGCUGAAGUCAAGGAGUUCUACGUUGAUGAUGAUACGAUUCCGCCUUACAUCGCUUUUGGCUUUGUAAGUUUUACAGAGUUCGAUAAGUUUAAGCGUUAA